AUAACGUGUCCAUCAGCUUUGUUAAUCACACAGGGCCGAUGUUUGAGGGUCAUCAGUACACUCUGCAGUGUUCAGUAGAGAAAGUGGCUCCUGUUGAAAAGCUUGUUGUGACCUUCUACAGAGGACGGACAGCACUGGGUCAACGAUGGUCCAAACACAACGACACAGAGAAGAAACCACUGACUGAGAUCUUCUCUUUAGACAUCAUCCCCAGUAAAGAACACGAUGGAGCCCAGUACUGGUGUGAAGCAAAGCUAGAACUGGGACCUGAAGGACCACAGCCCCCUCCAGUGGUGACGUCACAAAACAUCAGCACCACUGUGUACUAUGGACCUCAGCUGGUGGGGAUACCACAUGAUGAUCGCAAAACUGUAGCAAGAGGAGACUUUCUGGAACUGAACUGUUCGGUUGUGGGAAACCCCCGCCCCUCCUACUCCUGGACGAUCCCGUCAGAAAGAACUUCCCCCUCCAACAACAGCGUUCUCACUAUCAACUCUGCAACUUUGGCGGAUGACGGUCUGUACACCUGCACUGUCAGCAACAGCAUUGGGACUGUCACCGUGAAGUUCAACGUGGUUGUCCAAGAUUUGUUGACCUCAACAAGACUGCCGCCAACAACCACUACCAUCCCAACAACCACUACCAUCCCAACAACCACUACCAUCCCAACAACCACACCAUCCCAACAACCACACCCACCACAACAACCACAAAGACAACAACCGUACCGAACAGUGGCACCAGCAGCACACAGCUUCGCAGGUUCAUGGACUUUACUGCUUUUACUUUCAAUUCCAGUCGCUCAUUCUCUGGGCUCCCGCUCAACAGCUUUUUAUUUUAUUACCGGACAUCUCAUUUGCGUACAAGACCUACUGGGAAUAAUGCUUUUCUGUAACUUAUUUUUGGUGGUUUCUAUGAUAAGUUUUCUGCAGGACUUCCAUGUCUCCAGCUGCGAUGAAAACUGUGCAGUUAAACCAGUAUUCACUCCCUCCAGACUGGUAGUGAAGUUUGGUGACCCGACCUCUGCCAGCUGCUCCGUGUGUAAGCAGGACUGCAUCAACAACUUAUAUGGCUUGGAAAUAUCUGUGGGCACAAAGACGAAAAACGGAACCACGAUGUCAUGGAGAGUCAACAAACUGACGGAGUGGGACCCAUCUCCACAGUGCUAUUAUAGUAAUGCAACUAAUUACCAGUGUUGCACCGUUCUGCCGGUUACUGUCUACAAGCUUCCAGAUAACGUGUCCAUCAGCUUUGUUAAUCUCACUGGGCCGAUGAUUGAGGGUCAUCAGUACACUCUGCAGUGUUCAGUAGAGAAAGUGGCUCCUGUUGAAAACCUCGUUGUGACCUUCUACAGAGGACGGACAGCACUGGGUCAACGAUGGUCCAAACACAACGACACAGAGAAGAAACCACUGACUGAGAUCUUCUCUUUAGACAUCAUCCCCAGUAAAGAACACAAUGGAGCCCAGUACUGGUGUGAAGCAAAGCUAGAACUGGGACCUGAAGGACCACAGCCCCCUCCAGUGGUGACAUCACAAAAAAUCAGCACCACUGUGUACUAUAAGCCUCAACUAGAGAGUUCACGGUAUCCGGAUACAAUCACCAUCAAGGAAGGAGACACUCUACAACUAAACUGCUCGGCUGUUGGAAACCCACGCCCCUCGUUCACCUGGACGCUCCCGACACAAAGCCCUUCAACCUACAACAGCAGCGUUCUCACUAUCAAGUCUGCGACCUUGGCGGAUGGGGGUCUGUUCACCUGCACUGUCAGCAACAUCGUGGGGACUGUCACUGUGAAGCUUAACGUGGACGUUCAAGAAAACUACAAUGGAAUCAUUAUAGGAGUGAUAGUAGCAGUUGUUGGUCUGAUUGUCGUCUCGGUCCUUAUUGUAUACUUCUAUUUCUACAAACAAAAUCGAAUGGGACAGUACAACCUGAAGGACGUUUUCCGCUUGCACCAGCGGCACGUUCCUGUGCCCACUGUGGAGUAAGCCUGUGGGGAAGGCAUGACAACAUGUAUGGACCUUUGUUGCAUCUUUAUCUCGCCCUCAUUUCCUGUCAUUCCUCUACUGAUGCUAUCUAAUGACAGUUUAAGACAAGUUUCAACUUGUGUGACCUUUGUAUUGAAUGGAACAAGUCACAAGCUUCCUUAUUCCUGACUGCUGCAUUUGCAGAAGCUUCAUUUACUGUAAAGUGCAGUGUUACACUCUGUUACUCUUAUUAGGGAGAGACGUAAACAACUCAGAUCACUUCAUGACAACAACAUUUUCUUAUAUUAUGUGGAGUUAAAAUAUGGGCUUUUAGUUGAUAUGGCCGUCAUUUCAGCGUCAUUUCAGCAGUCCUUGAAAAGUAGCUUUCUUGAGAAACUCCGGCACAUUUACAGAAAUGCUGAUUCAUGUGCGUUGUCAUAAAACACACACGCAAAAGAAUGUGAAUAUAACAUAUCACAGUCGCCAUAAACAGGUUGUAGGACUAUCUACUGCUGCAGUUGACUUCAUAACUUUAUGUACAGUUGUAAAUAGAAUAACACUGUGUGAAAAUGCACAUACUGAACUUCACGGCUGUGUGUUAAACCACUGAAAGCUUGUGCCAGACCUCGUCACAAACCACAGCUCCUCACAAAGCAACCGUUUCUGUUUGUGUGUAUUUGUAAUUUGUGUGUUGUAUUGAUGUGCUAGGUUAGUGACACUGAAAAAAGAGGAAUUCACACAAGCAAAAACUGUGUAAUAAUGAACUGCACAAUUACAAAAUGUGUGCUUUGACCACAUUUAUUUCAAAAUGAUAAAUAAAUGUUCAUUUUGUACAAUGA
Anoplopoma fimbria (sablefish) is the source of this 2809-nucleotide messenger RNA. RefSeq names its product hemicentin-1-like. The record is from RefSeq and is a predicted model, not a curated record. Gene Ontology annotation, molecular function: integrin binding. Gene Ontology annotation, biological process: cell adhesion. Lineage: Eukaryota; Metazoa; Chordata; Actinopteri; Perciformes; Anoplopomatidae.